AUGCAAAACCCUAACCCUAAGGAUUCAUUCAGCCGCCACCACCUCCAUUCCACUCACGUCUCCGAUGCGGACCAGGUCACCAUCUAUUGCUAUCGACACCAUGAGCGACAAGGACCAAGCGAGACCGGACUUGGAGUUGUACAUGGCAAAGUGUGGGCUACUAACGAACAGAAUAUCACUGGAGAAAUAAGUUGGGGAGGAGUCCCGAGCAUUGAAGAACGAAGCCAUCGUGCUUCGCCAUCUAUCAAGGCUCGCCACCUUAGAAGCCUUCAUGUUGUGCCGCUACCGUCGAUGGCGGACUCUCAUCGUCACCUGCCGUUGCUAGUCGUUGAUGCUGUCAUUCUAGUGGCCAUCGUGUUCCAGCCGCGACUUGCCAUCACCGCCUAUGCAGCCCUCAUGUCGCUCUGGUUAUUGCUUAGCGUCCCAAGGGACGACUAUGCUUGUAUUUCACAAGGUUGA
Lactuca saligna is the source of this 459-nucleotide messenger RNA. The record is from the annotation of a GenBank genome assembly. Lineage: Eukaryota; Viridiplantae; Streptophyta; Magnoliopsida; Asterales; Asteraceae.